This is a messenger RNA of Cryphonectria parasitica EP155, 1338 nucleotides long. RefSeq lists its product as uncharacterized. Gene Ontology annotation, molecular function: [acyl-carrier-protein] S-malonyltransferase activity. The transcript is spliced from 4 exons. The record is from RefSeq and is a predicted model, not a curated record. Gene Ontology annotation, biological process: fatty acid biosynthetic process. Lineage: Eukaryota; Fungi; Ascomycota; Sordariomycetes; Diaporthales; Cryphonectriaceae. Gene Ontology annotation, cellular component: mitochondrion. Bases 1 to 1338 code for a protein of 445 amino acids.
AUGAAGACGGCAACGGCAACAGCAGCACGAAUACCAGCGUCAAGCCGCCGCCUCCUCCCCCUCCCUCUGCGCGGGCUGUCCUCUCAGCAGACCUGCCACUCUAUAAUACCUCGACGUCUGGCGGCUGGACCCAGGACUGUGCAGAGGAGGGUGGUGACUACACGGCCGAAGACAGCAUUGUUCUUCCCAGGCCAGGGCGUCCAAAAAGUAGGCAUGCUGACCCCUUGGGUCGAAGCUUUCCCUCGCACCGCGGCGCCCAUCCUUGACGAGAUCGAUACGGUGAUGGGCUACUCCCUGACGCGCAUCAUCGCCGAGGGCCCCAACUCGCUCCUCUCCGCGACCCCCCAUGCCCAGCCUGCGAUCAUGGCAACCUCGAUCCUCGUCCUGCGCGUCCUGGAGCGCGAGUUUGGCUUCCAUGUCAGCGACCGCAUCGACUUCACCCUGGGCCACAGCUUGGGCGAGUUCGCAGCCCUCGUGGCGGGCGGAUACCUCGCGUUCGAGGACAGUCUGUAUCUUGUCAAGAGGCGGGCCGAGGUGAUGGCGGCUGCGACGGCGACGGCAAGGGAGGAGUACGGCGGGGAUUAUGGGAUGGUGGCUAUCGUCACGGAGCCCGAGUACCUGGCGGGCCUGAUCGACGCCGUCAACAACUUCACCGUGCCCAGCAGCGACAAGUCCGACAGCGGCGCCGACUCCGAGGUUCCGCCCAUCCAGCAGGUCAAGAUUGCCAACAUCAACAGCAAGAACCAGAUCGUGCUGAGCGGGUCCAUCGAGCGCAUCAAGACCCUGGUGGCCCACGUGAGGCAGUUCCUGGGCCACGACCCGAGGGCCGUCCGGCUGAACAGCGACAGUCCCUUCCACAGCCCCAUUAUGAAGCCUGCCGUCGCCACCAUGCGGCGCCUGCUGGAUGGGAAAAGCCGGAGGAGGACAAAAGGGUCAAGAGGCCACGACCAGAGGGAGGAGGGAGAGCAAGGAGAGCUUGUCACGUUUCCUGGGAAAGUGAGGGCGAUCAGUAACGUCACGGCGAGGCCCUUUGAGAGCAAGGCCAUGUUGAAGGACCUCGUGGCCAGGUCGUGCCUGGAAACAGUGAGGUGGUGGGACAGCAUACGGUAUCUAGACCAGCAGGAAAAAGUCAGGCGGUGGAUCGGCAUAGGCCCUGGAAAAGUGGGGAGAAACCUGGUGGGAAAAGAAGUCGGGAUUCGUGGGACAGAUGCCGUCAAGGGCGGUGGUGUGUGGGCGAUUACGGACCCGUCAGAGAUCGAGGAGGUGUUGAGGGGACUGGAGGAGACAGACCCGAUUAUGAGCCCUGAGGGCGCAACUUGCUGCAUACCCCCCCAUUAA